AUGGCAGCAGACAGCGCCAUGGCUCCUGAAGAAAAGCCGAGCACCACUCCUGGGAAAAGGGCUGUCCACAAGAUCCGAAUGGCCAGCAUGGUCUUCAGCUUGGCGCGAGGUUGGCAGCAGUGGGUAUCUGACCACCAUGUAAAGCAAGCCCAAGAGCCCUCUGGAUGGGUUCCCCCUACAGAAGACUCAUCAGCCCAGCCUGUAGAAGAAAGAUCAUUUGAAAAAUGGCCAAUGCCACCUGUCAAGAAGGACCAAGGAAAAGAUGAUGCAAAAUCCUCAGCAAAGGGAUCAGUAACAAUAAGAGAAGCUGAAAAAAAUUCAAGGGAAUCAGAUGAAGCCCUCAAAAAGUUCAGCAUUAAAAGCAAAGAGGUGACCAAAACAGUUGUAAGCAAAGCCUAUGAAAGAGGAGGUGAUGUUAGCCUCCUCAGUGAAAGAUAUGAGAACAGCAAUAGCAGCUCAGAGAUGACUAAACUCAAAGAAGAAUCCAGUGCUAUUGACAAAAUUCUUAGUGGCAAAUUAUCUCCAACCAUAAGGAGAAAGUGUUCAAACAUGGUAUCAGAGCUGACCAAGGGCUGGAAACAGGUGGAACAAGAUGACAGACAAGGGGCUAAGAAAGAACUGCUGCUUAAGUGUCAUGAUGACAGCCUGGAUGCAGAGGACAGUGGCUAUGGAGAAGCAGAGGACAAACUUGAGCCAGAAGACAGUGACCGAGAGGUGAUGGCUGUGAGGAUUAAACGACCUGUGCCAUCUCUCGCAAACAGGAUUAGUGAAGAAGCACGCACCAAAGCCCAGAGGAAAUACAGCCCUGUCAAUAGCCUGAAGGACAAAUGGCAAGAAUGGAGUGACCAGCACACCAUGUCACAGAAACUGAAUCCCUUCAGCGAGGAAUUUGACCAUGAGCUGUCCAUGUCCACACGCCUGCACAAAGGAGAUGAAGGCUACGGCCGUCCAAAGGAAGGAACCAAAACUGCCGAAAGAGCCAAAAAAGCUGAGGCCCACAUCCACCGGGAGAUUAGGGACAUGUGCUUCAUCAUUGAAUCCAUGGCUAAGCCACGGCCUGACGGGAAGAUCCAAGUUACGUUUGGGGAACUCUUUGAGAGAUAUGUUCGUAUUUCAGAUAAGGUUGUUGGGAUUCUCCUGAGAGCCAGGAAACACGGGCUAGUAGACUUUGAGGGAGAAAUGUUAUGGCAAGGAAGGGAUGAUAAUGUCAUAAUUACUUUAUUAAAAUAAGCAUGCGACAACCAGAACAACUUGUUUUGGAAAACGUUUCUCCACUUCUCCCUUGCUAUUAGCAUUUUUUGCACAUUUUGAAUACAAGAUUCAUCACACAGAAAUGACAUUGAUCAUUUUUCUAAAUAUGUAUUUUAUAACUACUCCAUGGUAACGUAAGCAUGC
Strigops habroptila (Kakapo) is the source of this 1395-nucleotide messenger RNA. It is a transcript of the gene ABRA, whose product is annotated as actin binding Rho activating protein. Gene Ontology annotation, cellular component: sarcomere. The transcript is spliced from 2 exons. Gene Ontology annotation, biological process: positive regulation of transcription by RNA polymerase II; positive regulation of Rho protein signal transduction. The coding region runs from base 1 to 1230 and encodes 409 amino acids. Lineage: Eukaryota; Metazoa; Chordata; Aves; Psittaciformes; Psittacidae. Gene Ontology annotation, molecular function: actin binding. The record is from RefSeq and is a predicted model, not a curated record.